AUGAUAAUUACUACUAACUGCUAUUAUUAAAGAAAGGAGCCUAAUAGAAUGAAAAUCAGGAAAUAAUUUAGAGAAUUAUCAAGGACACUUCAUCCAGAUAAAAAGGAAGGGAACUAAACUUAAUAUGUGAAUAGUGUAAAGAAACAAAGACUGAUUAUGAAAAGUAUCUUGAAAAUUCAAAUAGAAGUGAAUUUUAUCAUCACUAUCGAUAUUAUCAACAUGUAUAUCAUCCUUAAACAAAUCCACAUAUUUUUGUUUCUGGAGCAACCCUGCUCUUAUCUAUCAUUUAAUAUGUGGCUAGAAUUUGUAUUGAUGGAAUCAACUCAUUUCAAAAAGGUUGUAAAGGAAAGAUAUAAGGAAUCUAAUUUGAGUAAGUAAUAAGUAAUCCAAGAGACCUUGGAAGAAGUUAAGAUAUCAAGAGCAUGGUCUUAUCCUACAUUUGAAGAAAUUUGGAUUAUAGCCAUAUUACAUUUUAUCUACUCCAUUUUUUAUAGAUUAUACUUUGCAAUUAAAUGGAAAUAUUAUUACAAGUACUAGAAAUGUCGAAAGGAAAUAAGUGAAAAGGAUUAGGAAUACAAAACACAAUUGAUAUUAGGAAUCAGUUAGAGUAGAUAGGAGAUUGUGGAUAAAGAAUCAUUAGUAAAUCAAUAGCUAUGGAUACUUGAAAAUAUGAAGGAAUUCGAUGAAGGAUAGCUUUUAAAAUAGGAUGAAUACAUUCAGCAACAUAGUAAUAAGUUCAAACAGUAUAUGAGAUUAACUUGUAAAAGUGUCUCAAAAAUAUAUAAAUUUGUAUUAUUUUCAUAUGAAAUCAACCAUCAAUAUUUACAUGGGCUAAGGUGUUUUUGA
This is a messenger RNA of Paramecium tetraurelia, 846 nucleotides long. RefSeq lists its product as uncharacterized. The record is from RefSeq and is a predicted model, not a curated record. Gene Ontology annotation, cellular component: endoplasmic reticulum membrane. Gene Ontology annotation, biological process: protein folding. Lineage: Eukaryota; Ciliophora; Oligohymenophorea; Peniculida; Parameciidae. The transcript is spliced from 2 exons.